Molecule: messenger RNA, 2484 nt
Organism: Tetrahymena thermophila SB210
Lineage: Eukaryota; Ciliophora; Oligohymenophorea; Hymenostomatida; Tetrahymenidae
Exons: 15
Biological process (GO): nucleocytoplasmic transport; activation of GTPase activity
Cellular component (GO): cytosol; perinuclear region of cytoplasm; nucleus
Molecular function (GO): small GTPase binding; GTPase activator activity
Source: RefSeq, a predicted model, not a curated record
AUGAUUCACAGAGACAAGCUUUUUCAAUAUUUUCCUUAAAUGGAAGAGCUAAAUACUUGGAACAGAAAUAAGGUGAUAAAUGAUAUAAUGCUUGACCUUUAUUCUGAGCAAGUUGGAUUUGAAGAUAACGAUGAAGAAUAAAUUCUUGCCAAGCUUUAAGAAUUAAGUUAACCUUUAAAGACAUUUUAUCUUCUACUGAGCGGAGAUAAUUCAAAGUUUCUCAGACCAAUACUGACGAAACUCGUUUUAUCAUUAAAAUCUAUUACUUAUUUGAAUUUACUACUAAAAGAAAAUAAAAAUAUUGAUGUUUAAUUCCUCAGAUCCAAGAUACUCCAGUUCCAGAAGCUCAGAUAUUUGUGUAUGAAUCUUAAUUUUACAGAUAUUGGAGCUUAAGGAUUGUAGGCUUUAUUCGAAGCUUUUGGCUAGUUAGAAAUUGAAUAAAUGCACUUUAACUUUUAGGGAAUGGGCAUAAAUAACAAUUCUUUUGGUAUUGAGUAUAUCAAGGGAGAGCUACUAAGAGAAUUCAAGUUGAAUCUAAGGUAAAAUAAGAUUGGAUAUGUGGGAUGCACUCACUUAGUCAAGGCCUUAUAGAAAAUGAAAAACUUGCUAACAUUAAAAUUAGAUUUAGGGGAUAAUCCAAUUAAAAAUAAAGGCGCUUCAGUUCUCUUUCAUGGAUUAUAGCAUUUUAAUUAGCUCAUUAAAUUGAAAGUUAUAUUAAAUCGCACAAAUAUAGAAAAUGAAGGUUUAAGCGAAUUCGAUACAUGCUUUAAUUAAAUAGGAUAAAAUUUGGAUAUUUUAGUUUUAGAUUUUGGGUCUAAUAAAAUCACUAAUCGUGAAGCUAUGCAUAUAGUAAAAAGCGUAUCCCUCUGUUAGAAUCUUACUUAACUAGAUUUAUGUUUUAAAAACAAUUAUUUGCAGCCAAAAGUUGGAGAAGAAAUUAAAAGGAUGCUCUAAUGUAUGAAUAAACUGAUUAGUCUCAGACUUAAUUUAAAAAGUUUCCAUUUAAGUAACCAAGAAGAUGAUUAAAACCCAGAAAACUGCAUAGGUUAAAUAGGUGCCUCAGAAAUAGCAAAAGGAUUAUAACAUUUAAAGCAUUUGAGAAUAUUAGACAUAGGGUUAAAGGGGAAUCAUGUAAUGAAUACUGGAAUUACUGAAAUUAGUUCAGUCAUUGCAAAAGUUAAAAGUUUAGAAAAAUUCUAAAUCAACUUAGCUGGAAACUAGCUCACUGAUGCAGCAUUGAUAUAAUUAUCUUUUGAUUUAGCUAACUAAUAAGAUUUGAAGUAUUUGCACAUUGAUUUAGGGUGGAAUAUGCUGCACUUUUCUAAUUGCUUUGAAGCUCUGUCAAACACCCUGAAGAGAUUAAAUAACUUGGAGACCUUUAACUUAAGUAUUAACCAUAAAAACAAAAUUUACUCAGAUUCAAUAGAAAAUUUAAUACCAGGAAUCAAAAGUUUGCAAAAUUUAAAGAAUUUUAGCUUAAAUGUAAUGUGGUGCAAAAUUAAAAUUAGGGGGUUGUAACUAGUCUCUGAUGCUAUAGCUCACCACCCUCAGUUGAUUUCUCUUGAUCUCAAUCUAGGAGGAUGUUAGAUUUGUGACAAAGGAAUGCUUUACCUCAAGAAUGGAUUAAGCUAAUUAAUUAACUUAAAAAAAUUGGUCUUAAAUCUCUAUCAUAACAAUUUGACAGACUAAGGUGCAGAAGAAAUAGGAUAAGCUCUUGAAAAAAUGCCUAAAAUUCAGAUGCUCAACAUCGAACUUAACUGGAAUAAUAUAGGAGACGAAGGGGCUGGCAGACUUGCUAAGGUUAUUGAGUAGAAGGGUAUUAAAAAUUUUGGAGAGUUGAAAAUUAGUUUGAGAAAUUCAUCAGUUUCACAACAAAAUGAAGAUGAGUUCAAAUAAUAUUUUGAGAAAUUCUAAGAAGAAAAUCCUUUUUCGUAGAAUAUUGAUAAAUUGCAUGAAAUAAAAGAAAAGUAUGUAUGUUGCUCUGGUUAAUUCUUUACACUUAGAAAAAUACAUAAAAAAGAACCCUUUAUUUUUGAACCAAUUAUCUUUUAUGGAAUUAAUAAUCCUAAUUUCCUAAUGAGCGCUAUUUCAAAAAUAGCGAAAGUUAUGAAUUAGAACAGUUUUGUCUUGAGUAAUGUCUUUGACGAAAAAGUGCUCCGCAAAGUGAGAAAGAAUACAUUUUAGAUUUAUGAAGUUAAAGGAGAUUACCAACUUUAGAGGGCUUCAUAAGAAACAAAAUUAAUUAACGAAAACGCCUUAUUGCAUAAACAGAACUAAUUUUUGCUUAAUCAAAACAAAGAAUAUGAAAAGAAAAUUAAAGAACUUCAAGAUAGAUUAUACAUGGCUGACGAGCAAAAGAGAAUCACAUAUGAACAUAUUGAAUCUCUUAACACCUAAAUUUAAACACUAAAUAUAAAUAACAGCUACCAUUCUAACUCAAGCAGCUCUCUAGGAAAUGGAAAUAUUACUAAUAAUACAAAAUGA